UCGGCUGCUGCUUCGCUGUUUCUGCCUUAGGCGCUAGAAGGUUCGCAUGUAAGAUGACUAAUGGGGAGGCCCCUGCGGCUCCGUCCAUCGCAAUUGCUGCACGCGACAAGAGAGACACGAGGAAAAGCGCGAAUUCCUCUCACAAACAUCGUACUCCCCUCAGGCACCCAACUUCAUCUGUCACUCCCUGACUAAAGUCAAGCAUGGCGGUGUCGGUGGAGGCGGGCAGCGCGCUGGCGCAAGCGAUCCAGUCGGCGGCGCAACAGAAACUGAUGGAGAACAGCUGGGCGGCGGAGGAGAACGACACCACUCUGUCAGAGUACGUGACGAUGAUGUUGGUCAAUGGUAAGGACUUUCAGGGCGUGCAGGCGGAGCUGGGCGGCGAGUUGUUGGGCGUGGGUGAAGAUGAUCCGCAGGUGGCAGACUUCACGCGGUGGUUGUUCGAGCAGGCGCAUAUCCUUAGUGGGCAUGGCGCGGCCCCAGUAUCCGACGCGGAGCAGACGAUGAGUUCCGCGCAGAUGAUGGACGCUUCACAGAUCGUGCCGACGACGGAAGUGCCGACCGGUGACGAGCAGAUGGGCGAGGCUGCACCAAUAGACGGCAUACCAAGCGGACCGAGAGCGAUGCAGAACGGGCACGAGGGUGGUGCACGGGGACGGGGGAGAGGACGUGGUGGGCGUAUGCUGGGCCAACUGAACAGGCAGAUGGACCGCACGACAGACGACCCGUUGCGAAGGAUAAAAGGCGCCGCAUCCGGCCAUACCGGACGCAUCGACUCACACACCGGCAGAGCACCGCGAGCGCCUCGAGGUGCUGCGAAUGGAGUGCAGCGCAUGAUGAACGGUGCAGCGGCAGGCAGAGGCGACAUGGCGGCGCAGAUGAACAACACCAUGAUGCCACAAACACCCGAACAGAUGAUGCUCUUCUCGCAGAUGAUGGAGAUGCAAGCGCAGAUGAUGACGCAAAUGAUGAACAACGGCGGCCAGUUCCCAGCCAUGCAGCAAUCAACGCCUGGCUUCCAACCGAAAGGCCGCGGGGGCAAAAGCAUGUUCGACCGGAUCGACAAACGCCGCAACACCAGUCAACAACCCUCCUCAACAAACGGCGACAUCAAGUCAGAAGGAGGCAGCGGCAUGGACAUCGACCGGCCCCUCGAGCCCGAAAAGAAACCCCCCUUCGACACCCUCUGCCGCUUCAACCACAAAUGCCUCAACCCGGACUGCCCCUUCGCCCACCAAUCCCCCGCCAACACCCGCCCCAACCUCUCCCUCGACAUGACCGACACCUGCACCUACGGCGCGGCCUGCACGAACAACAAGUGCACCUCCCGCCACCCCUCCCCCGCCCAACGCGCCGCCUUCCGCGAGUCCGCCAAAAGCGAGGUCCCCUGCAAAUUCUACCCCAACUGCACCGCGGGUCCCGCAUGUCCGUUCAAACACCCCGACGCACGGCCGUGCAGGAACGGAGCGGAUUGCAAGGUGGAAGGCUGCCCCUUUGCGCAUAGCGCGAUUCUGUGUCGGUAUAACCCUUGCAAGCGGCCGGAUUGUCCGUUCAAACACGCCGAGGGGCAGCGGAGGGGCACGUUUUCGGAUAAGGUGUGGACGGCGCAGGGGGAGGAUGGGUCCGGAUUGGCUAUGCUGGGGGGUGGGGAGGGGGAGGGAGGGGGAGAGGGGAUGAAUGGGAGUGGUGGCGGUGCGGCGACUACUGCGGAGAGGUUUGCGGGGUUGAAGGCGCAGGAGGGGCAGGCGGAGGAGUUGAUUCUGCCGGGGAAGGAGCAGCAGCAGCAGCAGCAGAAUGGGAAUGGUGUGGAGGGGGUCGUGCAAUAGUCUUGUAUGGCAUGGCGUAGACGACGAUGAGCCAGCUGAGCUGGUGGUCGUGCUGUAUCAGUAUCUAUAUUAGACGUGUCAUUGCAUUGCGUGGCGUGCGCCCGACAUACGUCAAUGGGACGAGCUUUGUUCCGCGUCGCCUAAAGGGCGUACGGCGGUGAGGACUACCUUUUCUGUGCACUUCCUCUCUACGUCUCGCCGCAUGCGAC
This is a messenger RNA of Baudoinia panamericana UAMH 10762, 2035 nucleotides long. RefSeq lists its product as uncharacterized. The record is from RefSeq and is a predicted model, not a curated record. The transcript has a single exon. Gene Ontology annotation, molecular function: poly(A) binding; metal ion binding. Gene Ontology annotation, biological process: regulation of mRNA stability. The coding region runs from base 204 to 1826 and encodes 540 amino acids. NCBI's taxonomy places the organism in Eukaryota, Fungi, Ascomycota, Dothideomycetes, Mycosphaerellales, Teratosphaeriaceae. Gene Ontology annotation, cellular component: cytoplasm; nucleus.